This is a messenger RNA of Scophthalmus maximus (turbot), 714 nucleotides long. RefSeq names its product heat shock 10 protein 1 (gene hspe1). Bases 16 to 558 code for a protein of 180 amino acids. Gene Ontology annotation, molecular function: protein-folding chaperone binding; protein folding chaperone; ATP binding. NCBI's taxonomy places the organism in Eukaryota, Metazoa, Chordata, Actinopteri, Pleuronectiformes, Scophthalmidae. The transcript is spliced from 5 exons. The record is from RefSeq and is a predicted model, not a curated record. Gene Ontology annotation, cellular component: mitochondrial matrix.
ACCGGACCACUGCACAUGGUCUAUCACAUCCGGGUAGUUUUUUUCCGGAACUUUCGGUCAGGCAGCUUAACGGCCGCCUCUGUCCAGUGCGCAUGCGCGUUCUGGAAGCUUCGCUCACGUGUAGAGGGGGGAGGGGGUCUACGUACAGCAGCCUCCAGCCGGACGACGCGCUCAGUGUGUCGGAUCAACGCUCCUCACGGACCCGGUCUACAAGCUCCACGCCGCCGAACUCCUCAGAACCACGAACACGUCAUAACCAUGGCCUUCAGAAAGUUCCUGCCCUUGUUCGACCGGGUGCUGGUGGAGCGCCUCACCGCCGAGACGGUGACGAAGGGUGGCAUCAUGCUGCCGGAGAAGUCCCAGGGCAAAGUGCUGCAUGCCACCGUCAAGGCUGUCGGACCGGGCUCCGUGUCCCAGAAAGGCGACUUGCAGGCAGUCAGUGUGAAGGUAGGAGAGAAAGUCCUGCUCCCAGAGUACGGAGGAACUAAAGUUGUGCUGGAUGACAAGGACUACUUCCUGUUCCGCGACGCCGACAUCCUCGGCAAAUACGUUGAAUGAGUCCUUAGUGUUUUACGCCGUCAACCCCGGAGAGAAGAUAUCAAGUUGCCUCAUUCAUGUCUGUCUUUCAUUAUUCUUUUUUUUUUCUAUGUUGUUUCAAUUGUAAAUAAUUCCAAUCACAUUUUGUUACAAUAAUAAAGGUGAACUGUCGAUUAA